ACCAGCAGCAGCAGGCGGGCUCUCCUCAGCUUCUUCUUCGCUUUUGGCACCAAUGUCGGAGGUGUUUGAGCCUGGAAGAAAUGGACUCUGGCAAUGCUCGAGUUUGAUCAUUCAGAGAUCCGACCCGUUGAGUCUGUGAAUGGCGCCAAAACAGGACCCUAAACCUAAAUUUCAAGAAGGUGAAAGAGUCCUGUGCUUUCAUGGGCCAUUGCUUUAUGAAGCUAAGUGUGUAAAAAUCAACAUAAAGGAUAAACUGAUCAAAUACUUUAUUCAUUACAGCGGAUGGAACAAAAACUGGGAUGAAUGGGUUCCUGAAAGCAGAGUUCUCAAGUAUGUGGACAGCAACCUUGCGAAACAAAAAGAGCUUCAAAAGGCCAAUCAAGACCAUUAUGUUGAGGGAAAGAUGAGGGGUUUAGCACCAAGCAAGAAGAUUGCUGCUGUGCAGCAGAAAAAUGUUGAUCUGAAAGUGAAAAAGGCAAAGCAAAAGACCCCAGGGCCGGGUGAAGGCACCAGCAGCGGAGAGACGCUGCAGGGACCCCGGAAGAAGAGGGCUCGGGUCGAUCCCACUGUGGAGAGUGAGGAAAUGUUCACCAACCGUGUGGAGGUGAAGGUGAAGAUCCCUGAAGAGCUGAAGCCCUGGCUAGUGGACGACUGGGACCUCAUCACACGACAGAAACAGUUAUUUCAUCUGCCUGCUAAGAAGAAUAUAGAGACUGUCUUGGAGGACUAUGCAAACUACAAGAAAUCUAAAGGAAACUCUGACAAUAAGGAGUAUGCAGUAAACGAAGUGGUGGCAGGGAUACGGGAGUACUUUAACGUCAUGCUGGGAACUCAGCUGCUGUACAAGUUUGAGAGGCCGCAGUACGCAGAGAUGCUGGCUGAACACCCGGACACGCCCAUGUCCCAGGUGUACGGAGCCCCCCACCUACUGCGUCUGUUUGUGCGGAUCGGAUCCAUGCUGGCCUACACUCCGCUGGACGAGAAGAGUCUGGCUCUGCUCCUCAGUUACCUCCAAGAUUUCCUCAAGUAUCUGGUAAAGAAUUCGUCCACCCUCCUGAGUGCCACAGAUUACGAGGUCGCUCCCCCAGAGUACCACCGCAAGGCUGUGUGAAAGCUCUCGGCACACUGCGCUCCUGAAGACACUCCUCUAUCACACCACAUGUAAAAUAACCAUUACUACCUUUUGAGGUCACGCUUGGAUGACAUUUUUUUUUCAUGAACUGAAUUGCCUCCUGCACAAAGGUCUCAGGAGCUUGUCACACUGAGGAAGUCGGAAAAAAACGUAGGAAACCUCUUUUUGUUAAUAAAAUGUCUCCUCUUUUCUCUCACCUUGUCCUUUUUCUCUCACCUCUUUAAAAAGACACAAGAACAUUUACAUUUUCUGUCGAUAAGUUACCCUUUCCACAAGCAGCUCUUUGGUGUUUUGUGCAUUUCACCGGAUAGAUAGUUACUGUUGCAUGUAUUUAUUAGUGUUCCUUCUGUCACAUAAGGUGCAAAUUAAUGCCGGACAACACGGUCAGCACUCAGCAGUUGAUGUUUUUGUAUUUUGUGGAUUUGUAUCAAUUUGUUAAAAAAAAAGUUACUUCCCAAUAUAAACUUUGUUUACUGUG
This is a messenger RNA of Trematomus bernacchii (emerald rockcod), 1610 nucleotides long. Its product is annotated as mortality factor 4-like protein 1. Gene Ontology annotation, cellular component: nucleus; NuA4 histone acetyltransferase complex. The coding region runs from base 140 to 1111 and encodes 323 amino acids. The transcript has 12 exons. Gene Ontology annotation, biological process: chromatin organization; regulation of DNA-templated transcription. The record is from RefSeq and is a predicted model, not a curated record. NCBI's taxonomy places the organism in Eukaryota, Metazoa, Chordata, Actinopteri, Perciformes, Nototheniidae.